Pocillopora meandrina is the source of this 1179-nucleotide messenger RNA. The record is from the annotation of a GenBank genome assembly. Lineage: Eukaryota; Metazoa; Cnidaria; Anthozoa; Scleractinia; Pocilloporidae.
AUGUCUUUAGCUGAGAUUUGCAGAAGAGCAGAAAUUAAUUCGAGGCACAGGGACGUGUCAUUAAGUACUUCUUACAAUUCUUUUGAGGAAAGGAUACCUUUCGUGGAUGUUGGGCUACGUUCAUCGGAUGUGAUUAGGCCUUGUUACUACAUAUUACAGAUUCUCGGCAUGUGGAAGCCCUCCAACGUGAAAUUUGAAUUCGCCUGGCGGGUUUAUCGCGGAUUUGUGUUCUUUUUGUGGUUAGGAUCUCUUGCAGCUGUUAUGUGUUUGGAUUUUAUACAUUACGGCUUUAAAAAGGAAACGAUUCACAUGGGUGAAAUUAUGAAUAGUGUUCCAACAUGCCUCAAUUUGCUGUGUCCGUUCAUUUUCACCGUCUAUUAUUUUAACCGUGGCCAGUUUUUGGAGCUCGUUUACAGCGUACAAAAUGUCUCACAUGAAUGGCAGCAGAAGUUAAACCGUAUUGCUCGAUGGUAUACCUUAAUGUCUGCAUCUCUUUGGGCUCUUGGAGCCGUAUUUUUCAUAAUUCACUGGCUUCCUUUCUUCUCUGAAUUGUGGCACUAUGCAGUCUACAUAACCGUUGUUGUGUAUGCUACAGGCUGGUGGGCAACGUGGCUCAGUGUUUAUGGAUUUGUUUGCCAUGUUCACAGUUUACAAAUUGAUACUGUUAUAGAACAAAUGAAGUCUUGUGAAUUAAAACCAACAGCAAUUCUGAAAAAACACCAUCAAUUACAAACCUCACUGGAAACAACACAGGCAGAUUUCAAUAUAGUUAUUUCUUUUGCUUUAGCAUACCAUGUGGUAGAUGUGAUCACUUUUAGCUUUGCUUAUUUCAGUUCUUCAUUUGGUGAAAAUUAUAAACUCUGGCAAUAUGCAGGUGGUGUUCUUUUUGAUUUGGUGAGCAUUGUUGUCAAACUGUACCCCCCAUCGGUAGUUGCAGCCGCGGUCCAUCGCAUAGUUGUGCAAGCCUCAAAGCGAUGUCAGUUAAAGGUGACCUCCUGGACAACAGAUCUACCUGUUGAAGAUAUACAGUUAUUCCAGUAUAUGGCAUUAUGUGAGUCAGACAUGGGUCUUAAAAUCCUUGGAAUUCGUAUCACUGUAGAUCUGACAAUGAAGAUUCUUAUGACCCUUAUGACUGGUGCCGUAUCAUUUGUAGCAUUUGUUAUUCCAAAGCUUCAGUAA